CCCCUCCCGCCGCCAUCGCCGCCCCCCUCGCCGCCAUCCACCAUGGCCGAGAACAAGUACCAGAUCCGCCACCCACACCAGAACUACACCGGCGCCACCCCGGUAUCGCCCACAGACCCGCCCGCCCGCACUGUAGAGUACCACCGCCCAGCACGCAACUCUGCCCACUACCCCGCCGGCACCGACCUGGCGCUGGGCAUGGGCCCGUCCAGCACGCCCUCCUCGACGUCCUCCCCGCGCCUGCCAUCACAACACGCCCCCUCGUCCUUCCGCUCGCCCCUCGACUCGCCCCAGCUGUCCACCCCCUCAGGCCGGGACUCGUCGUACACGUCUGCAUCCAGCUCGCGCGGGCUCAGCUACAAAGGAAGCCCGAAUCCGAAUGCGCGGUUCUCGACGGGCGCUGCAGGGGGCAGCAAUCCCAUACCUCCACCCCGUCCUAUGCGAGCAGGCACCAUGCCGCUGGAGCUUCCUUCCAACAAUGUCACUUCCUGGGAUACCAUCCCCCUUCCUCCUUCCAAAUCCCCAUCGACCCCCUACCCUCCAGGGCAGACACCAGCGCUCCCCUCGCCGUCAGUGUACACGCCCAUGAGCGCAAACGGCGUCAACCCGUACUCGUUGGAAAAGAACAUGGAGGAUGUCAAGCUGGCGGGGCAAAUUGGUCUGCCUAUGGGCGUUGCUGAGCCCCGGCAUGGGGGCGCUGUGGCUGGGGAGAAAGAGUUGCCUAGGGAGCCUACGAAUGGGGGCAGGAGCCGGAGUGGGACGGGGAGGAGCAGCAAGGACAAAAAGAGCAUGUUUGGCUUUGUGUCUGAUUUGUUGAAUAAGGAGGCGAAGCCGCCAUUGAUCUCGAAACCGUAUGACCCAGUGCAUGUUACCCAUGUCGGAUUCGACUUUCAGACUGGCAAAUACACGGGUAUGCCUCCGAAAUGGCAACAAGUCCUAGACGACAAUGGUAUCACCCAAGACGAGCAGGCCCAAAAUCCCAACGGUGUCAUGGCGGUCGUCCAGUACCUGAAGCAUCAGGAUGAGGAUGAAGACCCGGAAGAAGAGAUCUGGCAAAAGAUGAGGCAUGCGCAGGCGCAGCAGCAGACGCCGGGUGGGGGGCAGGUGUUGGUUGGGAGUGGGAGUGUGACGCCGGGGGGGAGGGAUAUGAGUCGGGAGCCGAGUGCGAAUGGGGAGCAGCACGAUUUCACGACUCCGAGGGCGGCGCCGGCGCCGCCGCAGAAGCCGGGGUUGCAGAGAUUCCAGUCGGAGAGGGGGACGCCACUGCAUUCGCCCGGGAUGCCUUCUGCCUCGAGACAUGCGCCGUCCGAAAUCACCACCCCUGCCCGGCUCGCGCCUGCCCCCGGCCAGCUCCCACCUCAGCAACAAGGUCAGAGAGACCUCGACAGGUCAUACUCCCAGCGCGCGCCAGCACCAAACAAGACCAAGAUUCUGGAUCGGGCGAAUACGACCCGUGCCCAGGGGUCGAGCAGCAAGAGCACGGGCGGUUAUGGUGGGCCGGGGUUGUACAAGUCUCAAUCCCAAUCUGGACACCAUCGGCUCCCCCCAGCGUCGUCUUCUGGGGCACCGCCCCAACCUUCUGGGUCGUCUAUAGCGGCACAACAAGCCCCUGGGGGGUUGACAAGGUACCAUACCCAAAAUGCUGGGUCUUCGACGCAGAGGCAGCAGCCUGGGCAAGGGGCUGGCGCGGGGCCGACGCCGAGGAGGAGGGAGAAGGAUAAGAAGGAGAAUGAAGAGGUGAUUAGGCAGUUGAAGAUGAUUUGUACGCCCGGGGACCCGAAUUUGGUGUACAAGAAUUUCAAAAAGAUUGGUCAAGGAGCGUCGGGCGGAGUAUACACCGCAACGAACCCCUCCAACCUCCCAGUCGCCAUCAAACAAAUGAACCUUGAAAAACAGCCCAAACAAGAUCUCAUCAUCAACGAGAUCCUCGUCAUGCGCGCCGCCGCGCACCCCAAUAUCGUCAAUUACCUCGACUCGUACCUGCACCAAGGCGAUCUGUGGGUGGUGAUGGAAUAUAUGGAGGGGGGCAGUUUGACGGAUGUUGUUACGGCGCAUUGUAUGAGCGAGCAGCAGAUUGCGGCGGUUAGUAAGGAGGUGUGUGAGGGGUUGAGGCAUUUGCAUAGUAAGGGGGUUAUACAUCGGGAUAUCAAGUCGGAUAAUAUCCUCUUGUCGCUGAACGGCGAUGUCAAGCUUACCGACUUUGGGUUCUGUGCGAGAAUAGCCGAUCCGAACACGACGAAGCGGACGACGAUGGUCGGGACGCCGUAUUGGAUGGCCCCAGAGGUCGUUUUGAGGAAAGAGUAUGGGCCGAAUGUGGAUAUCUGGAGUUUGGGUAUUCUCGCUAUCGAAAUGCUCGAAGGCGAACCACCCUACCUGACCGAAAACCCCGUGCGCGCGCUGUACCUCAUCGCGACAAACGGCACACCGCAGAUCAAAGAUUGGGAUAGACUCUCUCCCUUGUUUAGGGAUUAUUUCAAGGCGACGCUUUGUGUGGAUGCGGCAAAGAGACCGACGGCUGCGCAGAUGAUGAAGCACGACUUUUUCCAGGUGACGGCGCCGUUGACUUCGCUAUCGGCCAUGAUCCGGUCGUCGAAGAAGAACUAGUCCUUACUUUACGCCACCGGCAAAUCGCCAUCUAUCCAUCCCAUCCCCUCCAUCUCUUCCGGGCUUUCUUCUUGACUUUCCGCUCUCGUUCUCGAAUUAUCCUGCAUACUGUCAACAAAAACACAAAUCCUUCAAAUCCAUCUUGCGAUAUACAAUUCGCGCUUCCCGCCUUCCCAUUCUCAUUGUAAAACACCCCGCCAUGCCCCUUUCUGUCAUUGAGCUUGUGGCUCGGUCAAAAAACAAAAUAUCAGUAAACCCUCUCCACCUGUAGAUUCAGGCGUUUCUCUCUCACUUUCGUUGUUUAUAUUCGACAUCCCGGUUUCUGUCGCCCGGCAAAGUCGGGGCGGGGCUAAUGGGCAAAAGAGAGGAGAGGAGAAGAGGUGUAAGAGUUGUUUGGUCUUGUGCUACCCCUUUACCCCUGAUUUUUCGCAUGACUUAUAGAUCUCCUUCCUCUUUUCUUCAUUCUUUUCUGGUCUGCUUUCUCUCUAUCUUAUCAUGUGAACAAUAUCUUUCAAAAUGGCUCUCUCUGUCCCUUACUUUCUCCGUAUUUUUCAACGAAAAGAACAUUUCAACUGUCUUAUACUUCUGUCCAAACGUUUUGGCUUGGCGUCCCGGGGCCUCGGAAUUCGGGACUCGUCCUUUUACAUAUAUGUGAAAUGUGAUCCUUGUGGACCAUGGUACUGAGGAUAAUUGAUGUCUACCGAUGCAUAGGUAUAGCCCGAGAGAGAUCAACAUGCAAGACACGUCGUCA
Messenger RNA from Cryptococcus amylolentus CBS 6039, 3355 nucleotides. RefSeq lists its product as hypothetical. The record is from RefSeq and is a predicted model, not a curated record. NCBI's taxonomy places the organism in Eukaryota, Fungi, Basidiomycota, Tremellomycetes, Tremellales, Cryptococcaceae. Bases 43 to 2604 code for a protein of 853 amino acids. Gene Ontology annotation, biological process: regulation of MAPK cascade; intracellular signal transduction; protein phosphorylation. Gene Ontology annotation, cellular component: cytoplasm. Gene Ontology annotation, molecular function: protein serine/threonine kinase activity; ATP binding. The transcript is spliced from 8 exons.